This is a messenger RNA of Scylla paramamosain (green mud crab), 4525 nucleotides long. It is a transcript of the gene Pka-C3, whose product is annotated as cAMP-dependent protein kinase catalytic subunit 3-like. The record is from RefSeq and is a predicted model, not a curated record. Gene Ontology annotation, molecular function: ATP binding; cAMP-dependent protein kinase activity. The coding region runs from base 840 to 1883 and encodes 347 amino acids. Gene Ontology annotation, biological process: signal transduction; peptidyl-serine phosphorylation. The transcript has 8 exons. Gene Ontology annotation, cellular component: cytosol; cAMP-dependent protein kinase complex. NCBI's taxonomy places the organism in Eukaryota, Metazoa, Arthropoda, Malacostraca, Decapoda, Portunidae.
CACCACCAGCCCACUACCAACACAUCAGUGUGGUUGCGGCGACGGAUGGGAGAGGUGUGCUGUAUUAUUUCUCGAAAAGUACCGUCUCGAUCCCUAAAAUCCGCAAUUAACUUGUUGCCAGUCGAGAUAUGGGAAAUAAGUGUGUCAUUUUCCCGUGAUAUGAAGAUAUAUAUGGAGGUGGUAUUAUUUAUGUAGAACACGGGAUACCGUGAGAUCGUUGACAUUACCGGAGGUGGCUGUGGCCACUUUCGGUCCGUCGUGUCAACCUUCUGCUGAUAACUCCCUUUAAAUGCCCGGGUCAUUGUGAGGUGUUUGAGGUGGACAGAACAGCUCCCUCAGCCUGUGUCUUGACCCAAUCUGGCAAGUAACAGCCUUAGUUAAUGCCGGAAACAAGAAGGCUGCACGCUCUCCGUGUGAAUAAAGGAAAUUAUUUGCUAACAACGUUUUGGAAAUGUGAUUGUAAUCCAGCCAAACAUAUUUUGAGAGUAAGAAAUUUUGUGGCGUUUUUCUGACAGAUUGUAAAUUUUCAGAACAGCCUUAAAAGUUUUACAGCACUAACAGUAGCGGUUGGAGGCGUUCAGUAGUAAGAGGUGACUGUAUCGCUGGUGUGGUGAAUGUCUGCGUCAGAUUGCCCACCACCAUCAUCACGUUCACAUAAUGAGGCCCGGGACUCUGUGGUCAAGAAAUAAAACAUAUGACACCUGGAGUAAUAAAGGAGUGACCUUUAAACGUCAGACGUCAUAGAAUAUAACAUUAUUAAGAUAACACUGAAGUGACAGGUUCAGUGUGUGGAGUAAGGCACUAAGCUACCGGACUGCAGAGCGAAGUGAAGGGCUAUAAUGUCUGGCGGGCGUGUGGGAGGCCGACGGCGAGUGGGCGCGCCGAAGGAUGUGCCCGUUGCUUCCGCCAACGGAGUUCCCUCCCCCAGGCAAUAUUCACUGCACGACUUCGAUAUUGUGAAAACUAUUGGUACGGGUACCUUUGGAAGGGUGUGCCUCUGCAGAGAUAAAGUGACAUCACAAUACUUGGCAAUGAAGAUCCUUGCAAUCACUGACGUCAUAAGACUUAAGCAAGUUGAACAUGUCAAGAAUGAAAAGAAUAUCCUCCGUCAGGUCACACACCCAUUCAUAAUAGAAAUGUACUGGCAUUAUAGGGAUGACAGGUUUCUCUACAUGUUGUUUGAAUAUGUGUGUGGUGGGGAGCUCUUUGCCUACCUCAGGAAUGCAGGAAAAUUUCCUCUGUUAUCAGCAACAUUCUAUGCAGCUGAGAUUGUAAGUGCCCUGGAGUACCUUCAUUCCCUCAACAUUGUGUACAGAGACCUCAAACCUGAGAACCUCCUUCUUGAUAAGGAAGGCCAUCUUAAAAUUACUGACUUUGGUUUUGCCAAAAGAUUGACUGACAGAACAUGGACUUUGUGUGGUACUCCUGAAUACCUUGCUCCAGAGAUUAUCCAAAGCAAAGGUCAUAAUAAGGCUGUGGAUUGGUGGGCACUAGGUAUUCUCAUUUAUGAAAUGUUGGCUGGUUACCCUCCAUUCUUUGAUGAGAAUCCAUUUGCCAUAUAUGAAAAGAUUUUGGUAGGAAGGGUGGACUGGCCUCGUCCCAGCCUGGAUGCCACAGCCAAGGAUCUGGUCAAGAAGCUUCUCACUCAGGACCGCACAAAACGUCUUGGAAAUAUGAAGAAUGGAGCGGAUGAUGUAAAGAGGCAUCGAUUCUUCAAAAAUCUUGACUGGGAAGAUGUUUAUGAAAAAAAGUUAAAGCCACCCAUCGUACCUAGAGUGAGUUAUGAGGGAGAUACACGGAACUUUGAUGAUUAUCCAGAAAAUAAUUGGCGAUCAACUCAAGGUGUCUCAGAAAUGGAGUUGGCUGUAUUCAGUGACUUCUAAGUUAUUGUUAUCUUAGAGUUUAAGAUUUAUUCAUUAAUGUUUAUCCUUCUCCAUCAGCUUAUUACUUUUCAGAGGAAAUAUACAUAUUUCCUACAGACAUCAUAUUUCAGUGUGGAAAUAAUGCAUAUUGCUUGGGAUUAGGAGUUAUUGAACUUGCCCAGAUUAUAUAUUAUUCUUUUGAGCAAUAUGUAAUAAGAUAACUAUGUUUAGCAAAAUUCAGUAAUGUGGAUGAUCUACAGUCAGAGACAGAAGUCAUGUCAUGAACUUUGAUCAAAACAUCUAGUGAAAGGAUAUCUUUAUGGUACUGCCUGCUGUGUGUCAUAGGAAUGGUUGAUAGCACUGCCACAAGAUCUUUGAUAUUCACCACACAUCAUAUGUUAUGAUAAUUUGUAUCCUUGUGAGUAUCGCAAUCUCAGACAAAUUUAAUGUCUUUUGAACCACUCAUCUUUUUGAAGCAGUAACUGAAGCACACAUAUGAUGUUCAACAUAUUUGGUGAAUUCUAAGACUUUCUCAUAUAAUGUACAAUAACAGGGAUGUACUGUGCAAUCUACAUCAGAUAUGAAAUCUCAUCACAGCAAAUUUUUAAACCUUUGAAAUCCCCUUGCUUUAGUUUAUCCAUUAUCACAUCACCAGCAGAUAUGAAGCUUUGAACCCAUAUGUGAGCACUAACAGGGAUUCAGGUUUGCUAACCAUUAGCAUGUAACAUUGUUCAGGUUUUCAUAAUGUUUCACAAAUUACAUUUCAUAGUCAGAUAAAACCUUGACAUGACUUUUGUUUUUGACUAUACACACUCACACACACACACACACACACACACACACACACACACACACACACACACACACACACACACACACACACACACACACACACACACACACACACACACACACUAAAGGAAAAUUCAACAGAUAUAGACAUGGAGACAGGGACACAUGAGUGUAGCUUAGGUCCUGUGUACUACAACUAUGUAAAUACAAUUAGCACACACACACACACACACACACACACACACACACACACACAGUAUAGUGCUAUUUUAGAAAGAUGUACUAAUGGAAUCAUUUCAUGAAUUUAUGAUAAGAAGGUUUUGGUGUCAACUCAGCCUCAACACAUCAAAAAUAAGUGGUGGAGACUCAUCUGCCAUGUUAAUUUUUCUUUAGGGGGUUCCAAGAAAGCUUUCAUAAUAUAGUCAGCAAAUGCCAAUCCUGUGUUGCAGUGCCCCAUGCUGCAUGAGGAGCAUGUUUUACUUAAGGCCUCUGAGCAAGCAUAAAAAUUGGACUGGGACAAAUUGACAUUGGCAUCUCAAGUGCAUCUCUCCUUUUCAUUCACUCCCAAUGACCAGUAUUAAUUACAGUAUUCAUUGUGCCUUUGGUGACAUGUAAAUGGCUUUUUCUUGGACUGAAACACAUUAUGUUCUGUUCAUUUUGUAGUGUUUAUAGUGAUGGAUGCUUGGCAGACAAGUCACAGUGGUAUCAUUCCAUCAUAGAUCUUCACAUGUCAGGCUUGAAUGGUGUCCAUAUAACAAAACAUGUGAAUUAGAAAAGUGAGACUUCCAGAUUCUCAUACAAAAAUUCAUCAAGGCAGUGAGGAAUCAUCUUUUUACAGCCAUAGUGGUGGCAUCCCAACUGCUUCCCAUCAGCUACCAUGCUGUAAGAAUUGGAUUAGAGUCCAACUGCCUUUCUCGAGAAGCUAGAAGCCAUGGGGUAAAGAUAAAAGGAUGCCAGCACCAUGGUUGUGAAAAGACAAUUAUUCACUGCCUCCCUGAUGGAUUUUCAUAUGACAUUCUGGAAGUUUCGUGUUUUCAAAUUCACGUUUUGCAACACUGAUGUUAUUCAAGCCUGAUAUGUAAAGAUCUAUGAAGGAAUAAUAUCACCAUGACUGUCUGCCUUGCACUCAUCACUACAAACACCAUAACAUGAACAGAAGAUAAUGCAUUUCACCUCAAAAACAGAAAUGAUGACGUGUCACCAAAGACACAAUGAAUAUUGACGCUGGUAACCUGCUUAAUACAGGUCAUUGUUGCUAUGGUCAUGAGUGAGGAGGAAAGAUGCACUUGAUAUGCCAAUAAGUCAAAUUAUCCCAGCCCAAUUUAUGUGCUUGCUGGGAAGCCUUGAGUAAAACUUGCUCCUGAGCAGUGUGUGCUGCAGCAACGCAAGAUUGGCGUUUGCUGACUGUAGGUACACAUGACAUCAGUAGACUUUUUUGACAUAGAUAUGCCCAAGCAUCACUGAUCAUCAUCAUCAUCAUCAUCAUCAUCAUCAUUACGAGUACCAUCAUCAUCAUCAUUAUUACAAGAACCAUCAUCAUCAUUGUCAUCAUCAUUAUCAUCAUUAUCAUCAUCAUAUUCAUCACCAUCAUUAUAAUCACAUAAUUAUCUUAUGUAUGUCUUUCUGCAUUGUUGCAGUACCUUAAAUCAGUCAAAGUGUCAGUCACCUCUGGGAAGCUGUUUGCAAGAGAUGUCAUACAAAAACUGCCCAUUAGAUUUAUCAAUAUGCCAGACUGACAUCCCUGUGAAUGGAGUAGUCAAGGCAAGAAGCCCAAACACACACACACACACACACACACACACACACACACACACACACACACACACACACACACACACACACACACACACACACACACACACACACACACA